AAGAUGUCUCUUUCUGAUUUUGAAGUGCUGUCUGUUUAUGAAGAUACAUAUGUGGAGAAUGAAUCCUUCAUAGUUGAUCCAUCAACCAUCGUCUGUCUUCCUGUCGAAAUAAAUCCUGAAUUGUCCUACUGGAUAUUUGCUGGUUACCUACUCAUUUUCCUGAUUGCAAUUCCAGGAAACCUCAUGGUUGCACUUGUGAUUGGGACCAACUACCACUCUCUUGUACCAUCGGACAUUUACCUUUUCCACCUGGCACUGGCUGAUGUGUUCUUCGCUUUAACAAUUCCCUUUUGGGCUAUUAGUGCCAUGAAAGGCUGGGUGUUUGGUAAUGCAAUGUGCAAACUUAUUAGCCUUAUUCAGGAAAUUAAUUUCUACAGCAGUAUCCUCUUUUUGGUAUGCAUUAGCAUUGAUCGUUAUCUGGCCAUUGUUAGGGCUGUAAAAACCAAGAAGAAAAGACAGCCAUUUUGUAGCUGGUUGUUGUGUAUCAUAGUUUGGUUACUCGGGGUCAUCCUUUCUUUGCCAGUUCUUCAUAACAAUGCCUUUAAGCCUUUAAAUUUGACAAAAACUGUCUGCUAUGAGGAAUUUGAUACCCAGACAUCUGACCACUGGCGUUUUUCUAUAAGGAUGCUUCGGCAUGUGUUAGGAUUUCUGUUACCUUUAACAAUCAUGCUGAUCUGCUAUGGAAUCACAGUUUCUCGAUUGCUACAGACUCGCAGCUUUGGAAAACAAAAGGCAAUGAAAGUGAUUGUCUCAGUGGUUUCAGGUUUUCUUUUCUGUUGGAUGCCCUAUCAUAUCACAGUAAUGUUGGACACAGCAAUGCGAGCCGGGUUAUUUUCUUAUACCUGUCAGAAACGCUAUUCUAUUGAUCUAGCCCUUUUGGCCACACAGAGCCUGGGUCUUCUCCACAGUUGUAUUAAUCCUAUUCUGUAUGCCUUUGUGGGGGAGAAGUUUAAACAAAACUUUUUUAAAUUUCUUGUGAAAACUGGCCUGAUAAAACGGAAUGUGCAAUGGAAGUCUAGUCGUUCCAGUUCACAGAACUCAGAUAUUACAUCCACAAUGAUGUGAGGGAAACAUUAACCAUGGCAGAAGAACAGUGGGAUUAUGGACAAUUGAAAACUGAUCCUGUCAGGUACUUGAGGGACUUAAUAACUAAAGAGAAGAGAUUUGACAGCUGUAGUUGUCUAAGAUAUCACUAUCUACCUUGCUCCAAAACCGAAAUGCCCAAUUUUAUUUAAUAGAUGUAUACUAU
Molecule: messenger RNA, 1249 nt
Organism: Erpetoichthys calabaricus (reedfish)
Lineage: Eukaryota; Metazoa; Chordata; Cladistia; Polypteriformes; Polypteridae
Gene: cxcr1
Product: C-X-C chemokine receptor type 1
Exons: 1
Coding region: 4-1065 (353 amino acids)
Biological process (GO): G protein-coupled receptor signaling pathway; neutrophil chemotaxis; immune response
Cellular component (GO): membrane
Molecular function (GO): C-X-C chemokine receptor activity
Source: RefSeq, a predicted model, not a curated record